CCUCGCUGAACUCUGCAUACGGCAAUCUGCGUACGGCCCUCUGUCCAAGAUCGAGUAUGCCGCUCCACACGGCGAGAGAAAGCCAUUGGCCCAGUGGGUUUCCUCGCCCGCAGCUCGGGUUGUUUUCUGCGCUGCUGGUCCAGCGACCGCCUGGGCGUCCGGCAAUGCAUCUCGCCGUCCGGCACUGCAUCCCGACGGCCGGCCCUCUUUGCCCAUUGCAAGUCGCAUCGCCUGAGGGUCUGGAGCUGGGCUCGCUCGCCCUUGUCGCCUGUUGUCCAGAAUGCUCCUUCGUGCAAGGAUCAGAGGAUCAUUCUCCGAUGGCCCUUCCCAUCUUGACCUCGAUCCCGGAGCACCCCAGACCAUGCCAGAACCAGACUUCUCCAAGCGGCCAACACGGCUGCAGCACCCGACUGCUCGGCAAGACCUGAAAGUCCUCGGGCCGCCUCCUGCUUCAGCACCGCUCCCAACGAUCACACAGCCAGAGCCUGACGCAGUCGAAGACUCCUCUCGUCUCACCGCCAGUACACUCUUGCGAGUUCUAUCGGCGCAUCCGCCUCACCAACCGGAUGAUUUUCCGGAGCGAUCCCAAGCUCGGACCGCCGAUGUCGGUGCCAGCGACCUCAACAAUGACACCUCCAGUCUUUCUUACCGAUAUGGCCACGAUGCUUGCAACGGCAGUAGCAUGAGCAGCAGCAACAUUCGUUUCUCCGAGCACUGUCAAAGUUAUGCGAGUCUGAACGGCAGUCGUCCGGCGCCCGAGCCGGCUCUUCCAUCGUCGCUUGGGCGGCCGAAGGAUUCCGAUUCUGAAUCCGCGGACAUUGCCAUCCCUGGCUUUGAGGUUUGUGAGCCCCGGACCCGGAGUGGCCGGCGGGCAGCGAGUCUGCCCAUUGGAUCGGAGAUCGAGGAUAGCUCGGAUGCCGCUUAUGAGCACCGGCAUCGCAAGCCUGAGUGGAUAGAGCGAAGGACAAAGAACCGAGAAAAAGAGCUUCUGCAGCACCAUCUCUAUCGGCAGAAGCUGGAACUCGAGCGACAGAGGAGCAGCCUCAUCAAUUCGCAAUUCCACAACAGCGGCACCCAGUCCGGAGCUGCUCACAGCCAUGCACCGUCUCUCGUUCACGAAGUGCCGACGACUCUCUCGGAUGCCCUUGUCGAGCCCGAGCAGCCGUCGGGUGGGACCGACUCCAAACACCCUUCGCAUCGGCACUGGGAAACGUACUGUAGCGAGAUUCGCCAGAGGGUCCAGACAAUCAUCGAGUCCAAGCAUCUCGUUGGCUACUACAUCGGCAACGGGGGUCAUCUCCCGCGACGGUCAUCUCGAGCAGCGUCGAUAUCAACAUCGACUCCGGGGCAGGCCUCGUCACCAGCGACCACAUCGGGACAAGCAAAUCCAUCGGGUGCGCUUGCAGUGCCGCGAAGUAACAAAAAGGGCCUGCGGGAUAGAUCUCGAGGCGGAUCGAGGCCCGAGACCCUGGCCUCGAAGCGAGCAAAGUCGAGCGACGGCCAAGCCGGCAGAAGGUCUUGUGCAUCUGGCUCAUCGGGUGGGCCAUCAUCCACAGCAGACAAGACAUCAGCGCCUCUGCGCCGAAGCAAGCGCAUCAAGUUCAUCUUGCACUGGCACAUGCCGCUGCCACAGAGGCAGGACUUUGAUGAUAUUAUGCGAGCCUUUGUGAAUGCCAAUCCAUCGGAAGCAUCCUGUGACAAGCCGCUCCUGUUGCCGCCGCCUGUUGGCGCACCAUAAUAUGCUCUUGUAUCAGUAGAUCCAUAAAGAAACGGGGGCAGUUCCCCUUUCUGGGUUCAGAUAUCUGAAGCCCGCUGACC
Messenger RNA from Polychytrium aggregatum, 1818 nucleotides. RefSeq lists its product as uncharacterized. The coding region runs from base 281 to 1738 and encodes 485 amino acids. The record is from RefSeq and is a predicted model, not a curated record. Lineage: Eukaryota; Fungi; Chytridiomycota; Chytridiomycetes; Polychytriales. The transcript has 3 exons.